AUGGCCACCUCUCGUCGUCUCCGUGUAGCUUGCGCCGGCCUUGGUCGAAUGGGAAAGCGACAUGCUCUUCACUUUCUCGAGAGCACACCGCGCGCUCAUCUGGUGGCCGCAUUCUCGCCCGACCCCUCUGAGUUGGCCUGGGCCAAAGAACACCUCGAGCCGUUUGGCGUCCGGCUGUACAGCAACUACGAGGAUCUUCUGGGGACAGAGACAAAGCCACUGACAAGCCUUGAUGUUGCCGGUGGCCUUGACGCUAUCGUCGUUGCUACCGCCACCACGGUGCACGCCGAGGAGACCAUUCAGGCCAUUGAAGCUGGCCUGCACGUUCUCUGCGAGAAACCUCUGAGCACAGAUCUAGAUACGGCCAAGCACGUUGUCGACGUCGCCACGAAACACCCCAGUCAGAAGGUGCUCUGCGGCUUCUCGCGCCGAUUUGAUGCAUCGUACCGCGAUGCCAAAGCGAAGAUUGAUGCUGGUGGCGUGGGCAGGCCGGCCAUAUUACGGUCCCAGACGUGCGACAAGCUGGACCCAUCGGGCUUCUUUGUGGCUUACGCCGAGUUCUCGGGUGGCAUCUUUGUCGACUGCAACAUCCACGACAUCGACCUGGCCCUCUGGUUCUUUGGCGAGGACGCCGUGAUCAAGAGCGUGUCAGCCGUGGGAAUCACAGCCGUGCAGCCAGAGCUGGCGAAGCACGGCGAUGUCGACAACGGCGUCGGCGUGGUCGAGUUUUGGGGUGGCCGCAUUGCCUACUUCUACAGCAGCCGCAUGAUGGCCUCGGGCCAGCACGACAUGACCGAGAUCAUCGGCACUGAGGGCAAGAUAACCAUUAACCAGAACCCCAUCAACACACUCGUCGACCUCUGGGAGGCCAGCGGUAUCCGCCGGGAGAUCCCUCCAGACUAUUAUGGCCGCUUCCGCCCAGCCUUUAUCACCGAGGCCAACGAAUUCACCGCUUGCUGCCUCGACAACACUCCUUUGCCCACCAGGCUCCAGUGUGCCGUCUCUGCGCUGGAAAUUGGCUCCCUCCUGCAGGAAAGCCUGCGGUCUGGCAAGAAGAUCUACUUUGACGAGGCCGGUCACAGGCUGGCGGACCAGGUCAGGCUGUAG
Messenger RNA from Grosmannia clavigera kw1407, 1107 nucleotides. Its product is annotated as rossmann fold protein. Gene Ontology annotation, cellular component: cytoplasm. The coding region runs from base 1 to 1107 and encodes 368 amino acids. Gene Ontology annotation, molecular function: oxidoreductase activity; nucleotide binding. The transcript has 2 exons. Gene Ontology annotation, biological process: NADPH regeneration. Lineage: Eukaryota; Fungi; Ascomycota; Sordariomycetes; Ophiostomatales; Ophiostomataceae. The record is from RefSeq and is a predicted model, not a curated record.